This is a messenger RNA of Paramacrobiotus metropolitanus, 960 nucleotides long. Its product is annotated as growth hormone secretagogue receptor type 1-like. Gene Ontology annotation, molecular function: G protein-coupled receptor activity. Gene Ontology annotation, biological process: G protein-coupled receptor signaling pathway. The coding region runs from base 1 to 960 and encodes 319 amino acids. The transcript has a single exon. The record is from RefSeq and is a predicted model, not a curated record. Gene Ontology annotation, cellular component: membrane. Lineage: Eukaryota; Metazoa; Tardigrada; Eutardigrada; Parachela; Macrobiotidae.
AUGACAACCGCCAAAGUGUUCAUCAUGAAUACCUCCACAAACGGCACAGAUCUGCUGCUUGUCAACAAAACCAGGGUUUUAUUAGAGAUAUCGGCCGACACGGUAAUCGCAUGGGCAAUAACAGUGUUCCUGCAGUCAUACAGCGGCGCGGUGCUGAAUAUCGUGAUGGCUUGUUUGAUUCUGGCUAGUCGGCGUUUGCGUACCGGAUGCGGCCUGUUAAUUGGCCACUGCCUAAUCGCCCACACAGCGCUGUGCUUGAUCUGCUAUCCGAUGGGAGCACUGUCGACUUACGGGAAAGUCGUCAAUCACUGGACAACAAAUCCGUUGUACUGCAGCAUUACCAUGUGGAUCCAAAUGAGCUGCCGCUACAGCAGCAACUGGAUCGAGACCUACAUUGCCGGCAACCGCAUGGUGGCGCUCUGCCUGCCCUUCAAGUACCGCGCCUUCUCCAGUGGGCGCCGGCAGAAUGCAACUCUGGCCGUCAUCUGGAUAUGUUCAACUUGUCUUGCGUCACUAGGCUGCUUCAGUAUGGGUGUGGAUUACCCGGCGCUUCCCAUGGGAAAGUGUGGGCUGCUGCCAAAAGAUGCUUUCGGCCAGUUGACCAUGACUGCCGGGUACUACCUCCCGCUGGCCGCGGGGACCGCCUGUUAUAUUCUGGUGUACAGAAAGAUGUUAGCCGACUACCUCAAGCGGAGAAGAGGACUAGUGCCGGACAGAAGCGAGGAGCACAAGAGGCGGAAACUGCGAAAAGCCAAUAUGGUUUUCGUGGCCUUUCUUUUUAAUCUUGCGUGCUAUUUAAUGUGGCCGAUUGUUCUGGCGAUGGCACCGAACCUUGCCAAAGGCCCAGUGGUACCACUGGUUCUGGGAAACGUGCAGGUCAUGGGUUAUGCGAUGAAUCCGGUAAGAGCAGUUGCAGUAGCGCCAAAAUUACGCAGAGAAAACGAACCCACUGGAAAAUGA